Molecule: messenger RNA, 923 nt
Organism: Rana temporaria (common frog)
Lineage: Eukaryota; Metazoa; Chordata; Amphibia; Anura; Ranidae
Product: calpain-1 catalytic subunit-like
Biological process (GO): negative regulation of apoptotic process; proteolysis
Cellular component (GO): cytoplasm
Molecular function (GO): calcium-dependent cysteine-type endopeptidase activity
Source: RefSeq, a predicted model, not a curated record
GUGUCGGGACACGGAAAGGUCGGAGAGGUGAAGGAGGACGGACUGGUCUUGGGUCACGCCUACUCCAUCCUGGGAGCGAAGGAGGUCAAGAAGGACUCCGGAGACGUCACCCUUAUCCGGCUGAGGAACCCCUGGGGAUUCACCGAAUAUAACGGCCCCUGGAGCGAUAAGUCCCCGGAAUGGAAGUCGGUAUCAGAAGAAGAUCAGAAGAAGCUCAACCUCAAGAAGGAAGACGGAGAGUUCUGGAUGCUGUGUGAGGAUUUCUGCUCGUUGUUCUCCUGGAUGGUCAUUUGUCACACCAACCUGGACUCACCUGAUUGUGACGUCACUCACCUGCGUGGUCGCUGGCAGCGUGGAGUCAAUGCUGGAGGGGGGCGCAGACUGAGAACAUUCUUCAACAAUCCCCAAUUCCGGCUCCGUGUGGGCGGGUCUUCAGACAAAGAGGCGGGGCAUACAAAUAAACAGGGUGAGCGUUGGAGGGUUUUGUUGGAGUUGAUGCAGACUGACAGCGGAGCUGAGAAGCUGCAUAUUGCAUGCCACCUGUACCAGGUACCCCAAGAUCUGGUGCCUUCCCCAAAACUGGACCGCAAAUUCUUCACCAGGAAUCGCCCUGUGUGUGACACUGGAGAGCCAAAGAACAGCCGUGGGGUGACUAUGCGGGCAUGCCUGCCAGCCGGCGAGUAUGUCAUUGUGCCCUCCACCUUCGACGCCAAUCAGGAGGGCAACUUCUACAUCAGGGUGUGCUGCAAGAAAGAGGCUGGCGGCAGUGCGAUCUGAAGGUUCGGUGAUGGAGGAUAAGGGGCCACCUGGGCAAGAACAACUGUAUGGGGGAGACGUGGAGACGCCGCGGACUCAAAGCACCGGGAGACCACUAACAAUUGUGAUCAUUGUGACAUCAUCAAAUAAAGUCCUCAGCUAUACGA